Messenger RNA from Pseudopipra pipra, 1312 nucleotides. It is a transcript of the gene LYAR, whose product is annotated as Ly1 antibody reactive. The transcript is spliced from 9 exons. Bases 155 to 1297 code for a protein of 380 amino acids. The record is from RefSeq and is a predicted model, not a curated record. Gene Ontology annotation, molecular function: DNA binding. NCBI's taxonomy places the organism in Eukaryota, Metazoa, Chordata, Aves, Passeriformes, Pipridae. Gene Ontology annotation, biological process: negative regulation of transcription by RNA polymerase II; rRNA processing. Gene Ontology annotation, cellular component: nucleolus.
GCCGGGCGGAGCGGGGCCGAGGCGCGGCGGGAACGGGGCGGCGGCACGUGCCGCGCGGGGCGGCUGCGGGAGGCGGCGGCCGCUGAGGGUUGUGCUUGUAUGUGGAGGAAGGAGGUUAUACCCACUUCUUGGAAGCUCCUGACCACUCGCCAACAUGGUAGUUUUCACAUGCAAUGCAUGUGGAGAAGCUGUGAAGAAAGCACAGGUUGAAAAGCAUGUGAACAUCUGCAGAAACUGUCAGUGCCUGUCUUGCAUGGAUUGUGGCAAGGAUUUCUGGGGUGAUGACUAUAAGGAACAUGUGAAGUGCGUAAGUGAAGACCAGAAAUAUGGUGGAAAAGGUUUUGAAGCCAAAACUAACAAAGGAGAUGCCAAACAGCAGGAGUGGAUUCAGAAAAUCCAUGAAGUCAUGAAGAAGCCAAAUAUAAGCCCUAAAGUGCGGAACAUCCUGGAGCAGAUGCGUGCCUUUGAUAACAUUCCAAGAAAAAAAGUAAAGUUUCAGAAUUGGAUCAAGAACAGUUUGAGAAUUACUGACAGCACUUUACAAGAUCAGGUGUGGGAUGUUUUCUCAGAAGCAACCAGAAAGAUUUCAAAUGAAAAAGAACAGGACAAACCACAACGGAAGGAAGAGUGCCAGUCUGCAGAAACUGAGGAAAAAACAGUGGCAGAAGAAAAUGGAAUUACAGAUGAUAAAGCUGAGAAGAAAAAGAAUAAGAGAGAACGAAAAGAAGAGAGACAAAAGAACACAAAGAAGGAGAAAAAAGAUUUGAAAUUAGAAAACCAGUCAGAGGUAAAAAAGAGUAAAAAGUCCAAGAAAGGAAAGGAGAGCGUGGAGAAUGAAACAAAUGGAAAUGGCCAUCAGAGUGAAGUUGAAGAGGAAAGAAAAGUAAAGAAACGCAAACAUAAACGUGAAUUUGAAACAAAUGGAAAUGGCCAUCAGAGUGAAGUUGAAGAGGAAACAAAAGUAAAGAAACGCAAACAUAAACAUGUAGAAGCUCCAGAGGAACCUCCUAUCAAAACAAAGAAAAUGAAAACCGAAAACACCAAUGACGACAAAAAAAGUGUGGGAACUAAUAAAGGUAAAUUCAACUGGAACGGAACCAUCAAAGCUGUUCUGAGACAGGCUCCAGACAACGAAAUUUCAAUUAAAAGACUAAGAAAAAAGGUUAUAGCUCAUUUUUACGCAGUAGCUGCUGAACAGUACAAAUCAGAAGAGGAGAUCCUUGUCACAUUUAAUAAGAAAGUGAAUAACAAUCCCAAAUUUAAAGUUCGGAAGGACAAAGUGAAACUUGUGAAAUAAAAGUUUGCAUACUUU